This is a messenger RNA of Dryobates pubescens (Downy woodpecker), 580 nucleotides long. It is a transcript of the gene MMGT1, whose product is annotated as membrane magnesium transporter 1. Lineage: Eukaryota; Metazoa; Chordata; Aves; Piciformes; Picidae. Gene Ontology annotation, cellular component: EMC complex; early endosome; plasma membrane. The record is from RefSeq and is a predicted model, not a curated record. The coding region runs from base 17 to 418 and encodes 133 amino acids. The transcript has 4 exons.
GGCGGCGGCAGCAGCGAUGGCGGCCGCCUCGGUGUGGAAGGGGCUGGUGGGGCUCGGCCUCUUCGCCCUGGCCCACGCGGCCUUCUCGGCGGCGCAGCAUCGUUCUUACAUGAGAUUAACAGAAAAGGAAGAUGAAACAUUGCCCAUAGAUAUAGUCCUUCAGACUCUCUUAGCCUUUGCAGCUACCUGCUAUGGGAUAGUACAUAUUGCAGGAGAGUUUAAAGACAUGGAUGCCACUUCAGAACUAAAGAAUAAGACCUUUGACACCUUACGGAACCACCCGUCUUUCUACGUCUUCAACCACCGCGGCAGAGUCUUGUUCCAGUCCCCAGACACAGUGAAUUCUUCUUCAAACCAAGAUGCUUUGGCAUCCAGCUCGGCACUGAAGUUCCGGAAACUCGAACCUCUGCGCCGCUAAGACUUUUCCAGAGGAGCAGAAAGCACCCAGGAGGAGGAGGAGGAGGAGGAGGACACUGAGCUGUAAUAUCCAAGUCGGGGAUGUCAACACUGUUUCUUUUCUUUUGCAUUUCUGGAGCAGUAUUUAUAUUGAUCUUCCAGACUUUAUUAUAGAGUUUUAUAU